CAUACGCCGGCGCGCAUCAUCCGAGGCGCCCCGCCGAGCCGCCCGCUCCGUGACCUUUGCCCCCGUUCCCCCGCCCGCGGCCCUGCGCGGCGCGUCAUGGCGGCCCUCAGCAAGUCCAUCCCGCACAACUGCUACGAGGUGGGCCACACCUGGCACCCGUCCUGCGGGCUGUCCUUCCUGCAGAUCACCGCGGGCGCCCUGGAGGAGUCGCUGAAGAUCUACGCCCCCCUGUACCUGAUUGCAGCAAUUCUUCGGAAACGAAAAUUAGACUAUUAUUUACACAAACUAGUACCUGAGAUCCUGCAAUCUGCUUCAUUUCUGACUGCAAAUGGGGCCUUGUAUAUGGCUUUCUUUUGCAUUUUAAGGAAGAUACUCGGAAAAUUCUAUUCAUGGAGUCCUGGCUUUGGUGCUGCUUUGCCUGCAUCUUAUGUGGCAAUUCUAAUUGAAAGAAAAAGCAGGAGAGGACUGCUCACAAUUUAUAUGGCCAAUUUGGCCACAGAAACUUUAUUUAGAAUGGGUGUUGCAAGAGGAACCAUCACAACAUUAAGAAAUGGAGAAGUCCUUUUGUUCAGCAUCACAGCUGCCAUGUACAUGUUCUUUUUCAGGUGCAAAGAUGGUUUAAAAGGAUUUACAUUUUCUGCACUUAGGUUCAUUGUUGGGAAGGAAGAAAUUCCUACACAUUCUUCUUCCCCAGAGGCAGCAUACGCAAGAAUAGAACAAGAGGCUGAGAAGCAGGGGGAGAAAGCAAGAAGAAGGAAUAUAAUUGCGCUGGUCAGGAAACUUGUGGAUUCAGUAUGUAAACAUGGACCAAGGCAUAGGUGUUGCAAACAUUAUGAAGAUAACUGUAUCUCUUAUUGUAUUAAAGGUUUCAUCAGAAUGUUUAGUGUGGGCUACUUGAUCCAGUGCUGCCUCCGAAUCCCCUCUGCAUUUAGACAUCUAUUUACAAAGCCAUCUCGACUUUUUUCUCUCUUCUACAAUAAAGAAAACUUCCAGCUUGGAGCUUUUCUUGGUUCCUUUGUUAGUAUAUACAAGGGUACCAGCUGUUUCCUGCGUUGGGUCAGAAACUUGGAUGAUGAGCUACAUGCUAUUAUAGCUGGAUUUCUGGCCGGUGUAUCAAUGAUGUUUUAUAAAAGCACAACAAUUUCUAUGUAUUUAGCUUCCAAAUUGGUGGAGACACUGUAUUUCAAAGGUAUUGAAACAGGGAGAGUUCCUUACUUUCCUCAUGCAGAUACUAUCAUCUAUUCCAUCUCUACAGCGAUUUGCUUCCAGGCAGCUGUCAUGGAAGUUCAGACCUUAAGACCCUCUUACUGGAAGUUUCUGCUAAGGCUCACCAAGGGAAAAUUUGCUGUUAUGAACCGAAAAGUCCUUGAUGUUUUUGGUACUAGUGCAUCUAAACAUUUUCCGGAUUUCAUCCCCAGAUUGGACCCAAGAUACACAACUGUAACACCAGAAUUACCCAUAGAGCUUUCUUAAAGAUAACUGUAAUUUAUUGAUGUAUCACUGUUUCUUUACUUCAUCCUAAAGAGUUAAUUAUGUUCAACACAAAGAAGGGGGCCUGCGCUUGAACUCCAGUGUUAAUUUCAGUGAACAAUGUAUUAUUUUUGUUUCUUACCAAUCAGAAAUGCAGAAGCUUUGUAGGAAAGUGUUGCUUAAUAAUUAAGCUCCCCCUACAGCCAGAACCUGAUUCUGGAUCAUUGUAGUGAUCGAUAUGAUAUAUUAUUGAUUAAAUUAUGUCCACAGGCAAUAUUAAAUAAUCUAUUUAGGAUUGUAGUAACAAAUAAGAGUAUACUUUAAAUUACUUUAAAAGAUGUGUUUAGUUCAUUCCAGUGUAAUUCUUGGUUAAAACUAAGAAUAUUUCUACGUUUUAGGAUACAAAGGAUCACGGGUACAUGUAUUUGGUCUGUAUUUUUUUUUUUUUUUUAACUUUUGGACUGAUAACUAGAGUAGAGAAACGUUCUGGAUGUAUGGAUAAGAGGUGACUUCACAGUCACUGCUGCUUUUGUGUGGAGCAGUCUAACUGGGGGAAGUGCCCAUUCUGACUUCAGGGAUGCAGAGACGGGUCUCAGACUCUUUGAAUCAAUGCCAGGUAUCUAUGCCCUUCUUCCAUUGGUAAAUUCAUUUUUUCUCCAUGAUCAGCUGAGCUUUUUGGCAGCCCAGUUGACCUAUAUACUAAAGGAGGAUUAGGAACAAGUGUCACUUAACUACAUUGGAAUUGAUAAAGUUGAAAUAUAUGUUUUAAUCCUUCAUAAUAGGAUUACAGUUGGAUGUUUAAAGCAACUGAAGUUACCUUUAAACCUCUUUUAGGUUUAUCGUGUUUAUCCUCAUUUAUAAGGGCUGAAGACUAAACAGCUAAGUUAUGCCAUUGCUGAUAUUGAGAAGAGAGUAAAAUCCUAUGGAACAAAAGUGAUUUUGAUAAGUCUGAUAGUUGAUUCCCUCUCAGCUGUUAAACAGUGACUGUUUUAAAACCAUAAACAAUGUAAACAUCCAGUGGUUGUUUAAAAGUUCGUUUCAUCACAAAUUGGAUUCAGAUUCCCAGCCUCGGGGCUGGAGAGAUAGCACAGCGGGUAGGGCGUUUGCCUUGCACGCGGCCGACCUGGGUUCAAAUCCCAGCAUCCCAUAUGGUCCCCUGAGCACGGCCAGGGGUAAUUCCUGAGUGCAGAGCCAGGAGUAACCCCUGUGCAUCGCCAGGUAUGACCCAAAAAGCAAAAAAAAAAAAAACAGAUUCCCAGCCUCUUAUUUGAAAAUCAACACCUUUCUUGCUUCUGUUAAAAUUAAGAAGUGAAAAAGUGCAGUCACUGCCAGUUAUGAAAGUUAGUAGUUCAGGACACUCACGAUUAAAAUAUGAUCACUGUAGAGUUUUUCAGGGAAAAGGUAUACUUUUCUAAAUUAAUAAAAGGCUUGACUAUGAUGUCAAUAGUUAAUAUAACAUAUAGAAUGGAUGGUAUAUUUUUUUAAUAAUUUUCUUGUUGAAAAAUUUCAGGCCAUUUUAAAAUCAAUUAUGCACUAGAAUAUAUGUUAGAACAAGAAUUAUAACCCAGACUUUAUAAAAAAUGCUUAAUCCUUCAUAUUCAGUUUCAAGCCUUGUAUUUUUCUGUUUAUAUGUAAUCCUAUCCUCUGUUGUUAGGGCAAAUUGAAGCCCAACAAAAGGACAGACUCUGCCACCAUGAUAACAAGGAAAGCCACUUCAAUUGGUCACAUUGUUGUGUUGUGAUUAACUUUUAAAUUUGACUCGUUUAUUAGGCAGUACUGUCAAAGCAUCAUUUUGGUUUCAGACUUCAAAUUAAAUGAUUAAUAAAUUUUUAAGUUUUUAUUCACUGGCAUCAGCAUGAUGAUUGGUUGUGUUGGCUUUGAAAAUAAAGUAUUAUGGCAGUGAAGAAAUA
Messenger RNA from Sorex araneus (European shrew), 3380 nucleotides. RefSeq names its product transmembrane protein 135 (gene TMEM135). The coding region runs from base 97 to 1473 and encodes 458 amino acids. The transcript has 15 exons. The record is from RefSeq and is a predicted model, not a curated record. Lineage: Eukaryota; Metazoa; Chordata; Mammalia; Eulipotyphla; Soricidae.